AAUGUGGAGUGCACCACUUGGACCCACGUACAGACUGUGGAGUGCACCACUUGGACCCACGUGUAGAUUGUGGACUGCACAACUUGCCCCCACAUGAAGACUGUCGAGUGCACCACUUGGACCCACAUAUAGACUGUGGAGUGCACCACUUGGACCCACAUGUAGAUUGUGGAGUGCACCACUUGAACCCACAUGCAGAUUGUGGAGUGCACCACUUGGACCCAUGUGUAGAUUGUGGACUGCACAACUUGCCCCCACGUGUAGAUUGUGGACUGCACAACUUGCCCCCAUGUGCAGACUGUGGAGUGCACCACUUGCCCCCAUGUGCAGAUUGUGGAGUGCACCACUUGGACCCACGUAUAGAUUGUGGAGUAAUCCACUUGGAACCAGUUGGAGACUGUGCAGUAAUCCAUUAG
Messenger RNA from Pelobates cultripes (western spadefoot toad), 416 nucleotides. NCBI's taxonomy places the organism in Eukaryota, Metazoa, Chordata, Amphibia, Anura, Pelobatidae. The record is from the annotation of a GenBank genome assembly.